AGGGAGCCGGAAGUUGCAUUGUGGGUCAAUGUUUUAGUCGGCUUUCGUUAUUAUUUCUCUGUUGUUGAAUUUGUUAAAAGUGAGUGCUCCUUUUAAAUUAGAGCCAUUUUGAUAUUAAUGAGCAGAUAGACGAAUCUAUGGGGAAUAGGUGGUCAUCAUUCAAAAGAGGUCAACCGGAAAUGGACGAAUAUAUGACGAAUAUGUGGUCAUUAUUCGAAAGAAGUCAACAGGAAAUGGACCAAUCUAUAAGGAAAAUAUCGUCAGCAUUCGAAAAUUGUCAAAGUGAAAUGAAAGAUUCAAUGGAGAAAAUCGUGUCGUUCUUUAAAAGCAGUCAACAUGAGAUGGAUAAAUCAGUAAAGAAAAUGUGGUCUUCAUUUGAACACUGUCUAAAGGAAAUGUACGAAUCGAUGGAAAAAAUGACGUCGUUAUUUGACAACUGUCGAAAGAAUAUGUACGAAUCAAUGGAGAAAAUGGGGCCAUCAUUUGAAAGCAGCCUACCCGUAAGGGAUGAAUCAAUAAACAAAAUGUGGUUCUCUAUCGAAAACUGUCAAUAUGAAAUGGACGAAUGUCUGGGGAAAAUGUGGUUAUCAUUCGAAAACUGUCAAAAUGAAAUGGACGAAUCAAUGGAGAAAAUAGAGUCAUUAUUUGAAAACAGUAAUCAGGAUAUGGAUGAAUGUAUGUGGUCAGCAUUCGAAAACUGUCAAGAGGAAAUGUACGAAUCAAUGGAGAAAAUGGAGUCAUUAUUUGAAAGCGGUCAAGAGGAAAUGGACGAAUCAAUGGAGAAAGUGGAUUCUUCAUUUGAAAGCAGUCAGGAAACGGACACAUCAAUAUGCAAGACGGAUUCGUCAUUUGACAGCAGUCAUCAGGAAAUGGACGAAUCAAUGUGCAAAGCGGAUUCGUCAUUUGAAAGCAGUCAAGAAAUGUUCGAAUUCGUGGAGGAAAUUGAGCCACCAUUCGAAAUGUCUCAGAGUCCGAUGGACGAAUGUAUGCGAAUGACGUCAGAUCAUAUGGAUGAGGCGAAUAAUAAAAUUAUCCGAUGCAGGUCAGAAGCUUUGGGGCAUACUCUACCAGCGAUCGCAGCCGACGUCCAAUCCCAGGAAACAGCCCGACAAGAUGACUCUCAAACUGUAAACGAUGGUUUGGAGACGCCCCUUACUACAGCCCCAGCCGUGGCAUUAACCACACGUAAUCGCACCAGUCUUGGGUUCAAUUUUUGGCUCACUGUGUGGGUCUUGGCCCUAGUAACAGUUGUUUUGUCCCUCCGCGUGUAAGCUCUACAACUUCAAGUUAAGAUACAAAACAUCAACCAACUAGUAAAUAAACAACUAAAAAUGUAUUAAUGAAAGUUUGCUUUAUACAAUAAAUGAAAUGGGUUGACGAACAACACUUUAAAAUAAUACUGUAAAAAAUCAAAAUCAGGUAUACUAAUCCUGAAUUCGAAAGGAUAUCAAUCAACCUCCAGAGUUUUUUCAACUAAAGAGUAUGAAUUUUC
This is a messenger RNA of Physella acuta, 1492 nucleotides long. Its product is annotated as putative leucine-rich repeat-containing protein DDB_G0290503. Lineage: Eukaryota; Metazoa; Mollusca; Gastropoda; Physidae. The record is from RefSeq and is a predicted model, not a curated record.